AUGCCUCCCUCCUGAGCGGCACCGCAAGGGGACCCGAGAGGAGGGACCGCGGCGGAGAGGAGGAGGGAAGGAAGGAAGGAAGAGCAUCGGCAGAGUGUCGGGAAGAGGACGAAACGGCCGGCAAGCAGCUCCAAGGCGACCUGCCGCCACAUGCUGUGCUCCAUGGCGAACUCGGGCUGUCUCCUCGUCUCCAAUUCAGGCAUGCUUCCUCCCUCCCUGCCCUGCCCGCCGGCCUUCCUCUACCUCCAACAGGGCAAUCAGGACGCCACGGCUCCUCCUGAAGCGAUGGCUCAGCCCUACCCCCCGGCCCAGUAUCCCCCACCUCCCCAGAACGGCAUCCCUGCAGAGUACGCGCCCCCACACCCCCACCCCACGCAGGAGUACUCGGGGCAGAGCACGGUACCAGAGCACGCCAUGACCCUCUACACGCCAGCACAGAGCCACGCCGAGCCGCCGGGCACCGACGCCAGCACGCAGUCCAUAGCGGGCACACAGACGGUGCCGCAGACAGAUGAAGCGGCGCAGACAGACAGCCAGCAGCUCCACUCCUCAGACCACACAGACAAGCAGCAGCCCAAGCGGUUACACGUCUCCAACAUCCCCUUCCGGUUCCGGGACCCCGACCUGCGGCAAAUGUUCGGGCAAUUUGGGAAGAUCCUGGACGUGGAGAUCAUCUUCAACGAGCGGGGCUCCAAGGGUUUUGGGUUUGUAACUUUUGAAACUAGCACAGAUGCCGACCGGGCACGGGAGAAGCUGAAUGGCACAAUCGUAGAGGGACGGAAAAUUGAGGUGAACAACGCCACCGCCCGCGUCAUGACGAACAAGAAGGCUGCAAACCCCUACACAAACGGCUGGAAGCUGAACCCGGUGGUGGGAGCCGUCUACGGGCCUGAAUUCUAUGCAGUCACAGGGUUCCCUUACCCCGCCACGGGGACGGCCGUGGCGUACCGAGGGGCGCACUUGCGGGGCCGGGGGCGCGCUGUCUACAACACCUUCCGCGCCGCGCCCCCGCCUCCGCCCAUCCCCACCUAUGGAGCGGUCGUGUAUCAGGACGGAUUCUACGGAGCCGAGAUCUACGGAGGAUACGCGGCAUACAGGUAUGCCCAGCCCGCGGCGGCGGCAGCAGCGUACAGUGACAGCUACGGCAGAGUGUACGCGGCCGCGGACCCGUACCACCACACCAUCGGCCCUGCCGCCACGUACAGCAUCGGCACCAUGGCUAGUCUAUACCGAGGAGGGUACAGCCGCUUCACUCCCUACUAGCAAGACAGACCCAUCCCCACAGUAUUUAACACUGACUGCUCACUAGAAACCAAACCAAACUAAGCCAGGGCAGAGCGUCCCGGAGGAGCGCGGCCCUGCCCGGGCCAGGGCCCUGCCCUGCCAGCCUCAGCAACCCAGACCUAUCGAUAGGUUUUACCUCAAGCCGCUCGUCCCGCGUCUCCUGCCUCCCUGCGCCCGCGUGCGGCCUGACCCGGCUGGACGGAGGCAGCCGUGCGUCCGGUCCUGCUCUCCCCGCCAUACAGCCAGCAGCCGAACCGCGGGGGAGAGCCCGGGCACGGGCCCCUCCCGGCCCUCCCACCCCAGGGCCAGUGCAGCGCGCAGCCCCCAGCCCUGGCCUCCUGCUCCCCGCGCGCCCGUGCUCACGGCAUCGUCUUCCAUUCCCGGGCCGCAGGGAGCACCAGCGCCCCACGGACAAGCAGCCCCGGCCCCAGGGAGCAUAGCGCUGGACCCGGUGGGCGCCUUGCAAGCCGCCCCGCAAUUGCCUCGGGGGCAGCACUGCCCCCGCCCGGCUCUCGCAGCUGCCCCCGAGGAGCUCCGAGCCCCCCGGCUCCCGGGAGGCUCAGGCCGCGGGGUGCCCCGGUGCCAGGGGUGCGGGAGCACUCCAGCCCUGCCUCGCCCGCCCCAGCCGUAGGGACCCCGACGCCUGCCGCUAGCGUGCGCACGUGGGGCAGGGGGGCGCUGUGCAUGGCUGCGAGGAGCUGGGCCCGGGGCGUGAGCCGGGCCAGCCCCGGCACUGGCUCCGUGCCCGCGGGCGAGUUCUGCCUUUCUGUUUCUGUUGUAGUGAAGCCGCAGCCGUCUCCUCCUGGGACCAGGAAGGGCAAACACACACAGUACAAACGCCCCUAAAACAGAGCAACAAAAAAACACACAGCAAGCAAGGCAAGGCACCAAGCGAGAGUCCCCUUCCGUCCACACACGCGCGGAGAGCCAGCGAGCCCCGCCGGAGCGCUGCGCCCGCC
Molecule: messenger RNA, 2243 nt
Organism: Alligator sinensis (Chinese alligator)
Lineage: Eukaryota; Metazoa; Chordata; Crocodylia; Alligatoridae
Gene: RBFOX3
Product: RNA binding fox-1 homolog 3
Exons: 12
Coding region: 151-1263 (370 amino acids)
Biological process (GO): regulation of alternative mRNA splicing, via spliceosome; nervous system development
Cellular component (GO): nucleus; cytoplasm
Molecular function (GO): mRNA binding
Source: RefSeq, a predicted model, not a curated record